This is a messenger RNA of Gastrolobium bilobum, 588 nucleotides long. RefSeq lists its product as uncharacterized. The record is from RefSeq and is a predicted model, not a curated record. The transcript is spliced from 2 exons. The coding region runs from base 1 to 588 and encodes 195 amino acids. Lineage: Eukaryota; Viridiplantae; Streptophyta; Magnoliopsida; Fabales; Fabaceae.
AUGACGGAAACGAAGAAGGUGGAACGACCCCUGCCCAUAUUCGGCAGAGGAGGUUUGGACAAAUCGAAGUACUGUGCAUUCCAUAACGGACCGGGACAUACUACUGAUCAAUGCUGGGACCUCCGAGAUGCGGUGGAGAAAUUUGUUCGAGAUGGAAGGAAUCAGAAAAGUGAUCCCAACUAUGACGAAUUCCCAGAAGUGGAGUUUGAUUGUAAUGUAAUUAGUGGAGCCCUGGGGGGGGGGGGAGAUAUUGUAAAUGCUAGAAGAAAAUACCUGAAAGAGGUACUCUCUAUUCGAGAUCGUCCCAAGUUCAAAGAAGACCCAACCAAGCUAGACCCUCUUCUUUUGUACUUUACCAAAGAGGAUAUGCACGGCGUAUUAUCGGGUCAUGUUUAUGGACUGGUCAUUGCUGGGACCCUAGUAAAUUGUCGGGUUCGGAAGAUUUUUGUGGAUGCUGGGAGCUGUGCCAACAUCAUACUCUGGGACGUUUUCAAAAAGAUGAACCUGGAUGAGGAAGACCUCAAACCUUGCAAAACGACGCUGGUAGCCUUUAAAGGAGAGCAUACACCUCCUAAAAGGCUACAUUGA